AUGCUCUCCCGCCUACUGACCCGCUCUAGUCUCAUUGCAUCUCGCACUGUCCGCCAGUCCAGCUUCGCCGUGCGUUUGGCAAAGCAACCAAGACUGAACACUGUUGUUGCCAGAUCUUUCCAUGUCUCUGCCGUUCCCUUCAACAAACAGUGUCAAAAGAUAAGUCAAGUUCUGGAAGGUGAAAUUGCCUUGGAACUCGAAGAGGACGCCCACGCUCUACCAGAAUCGUUGCAGACCUUUUUCGACAAGACUGGAUUUUCAGCUGUCACUUCGGAGGGUAAAAACAUGUCCGAAAUCGUCCGUAAGGCCCCAAGCGGUGAAUCGGUUCAUGUGUUCUUCGAUAUUGCUCAAGUAGCAAAUUUACCUCUAGAAAGCUCCGGUUUGGACAAUGAAAUGGCUGCCCAAUCCGAGGAAGAGGAUUUUGACGGAGUUUCGGACAAUUUUGCCAACGUCAACGUCGUCGUCGUGAAAGACGCUGACAAUUCCGCUGCAUCUUUCGAGCUGCUCAUGAAUCUACAAGAGGGUACUUUCUUUGUCGACAGCGUCACUCCCUACGCCAACGCCAAUGCUGCGUUGGACGAGUCUGCAGACGCUGAGGUUAAGCGUGAACUUGUGUACCAUGGUCCUCCCUUCUCGAACCUCGACGAGGAACUGCAAGAAUCUCUUGAAGUUUACUUGGAAAGUAGAGGUAUCAACGAGGAGUUGGCUUCUUUCAUCGGCACAUAUUCGGAGUUCAAGGAAAACAAAGAGUAUAUUAGCUGGUUGAAAAACAUGAAGUCGUUCUUCAACUAA
Molecule: messenger RNA, 792 nt
Organism: Lachancea sp. 'fantastica'
Lineage: Eukaryota; Fungi; Ascomycota; Saccharomycetes; Saccharomycetales; Saccharomycetaceae
Source: the annotation of a GenBank genome assembly